Messenger RNA from Notodromas monacha, 939 nucleotides. The record is from the annotation of a GenBank genome assembly. Lineage: Eukaryota; Metazoa; Arthropoda; Ostracoda; Podocopida; Cyprididae.
AAGGCUUUGGAUUGUUCCUACUGAUCUGUGAAAUUACCUUCAUCUUCUUCAUGUUUUAUUACACCUACAAAGAGCUGAAGGAAAUGUGCAGGGACAAGAUGAAGUAUUGGAGUGACACCUGGAACUACCUGGAAAUCCUCAUCAUAGGGUUUGGCUAUCCUACCAUAGUGUUCUACAUUUACCUGAAAAUAGCAGGGAGCAGCAUAUCUUCAAAAUUCGCAGAGAAGCAAGGCAGGGAUUAUGUCAAUUUGCAAUCAGUGGCAUACAUUGAAGAGGUUUUCACCUACCUGGUGGGUUUCCUGGUGUUCUGUGCAACCUUCAAGUUUAUAAAGCUGCUGAGAUUCAACAAAAGGAUGGGAUUAAUGGCUGCCACCUUGAAACAGUGUGCAAAGGAUCUGAGGAGUUUCUUUGUCCUCUUGGGCAUUGUUUUCUUGGCAUUUGGACUUUUCUUCUAUGUCCACUUGUCCAGGGUUGUCUUGAAAUACUCAUCCUUUGAAAAGGCAAUGAUGUCAACUUUGGUUGCUUCUUUUGGCAAAUUUGACAUCCAGGAAAUGGCACUUGGUCAUGCAGUUUUAGGCCCAAUCAUGUUCUUUGUGUUUGCACUUACUGUCAUCAUAGUACUCACAAACUUGCUGCUGACCAUCAUCAUCAUGUCAUUUGCAGAGGUCAAAAAAGACUUGGAGAACAGAGUGAACGAAUAUGAAAUGGUGGACUUCAUCUUCAAUCGGAUUAAAAUGUUUGUUGGCAUGAAGACCGGAAAAGUGGCCAUUGUGAACACCGAGGAAGAAGCAAAACUGGAUACUGAAGAGAACAAGCGAGGGAAUGGAAUGUCCGAGAGAGAACUCAAGAAAAUGGCAAGGAAAUUGACCAUCCAGGACUUGGACUUUUAAAUUUAGACCCGGAACGAUGAAAUGGUUCAAAUAAAGAUUCAAACAACAA